AUGGCGACGACAACAGCAUCAACAUAUACCCCAAAGAACAUCCUUAUUACCGGAGCAGCUGGAUUCAUCGCGUCUCAUGUAGCCAACAGACUGAUUCAAAAGCAUCCUAAUUACAAAAUUGUCGUACUCGACAAACUUGAUUACUGUUCUAAUCUCAAAAACAUAUCACCAUCUUCUCAAUCAUCCCCAAACUUCAAAUUCGUCAAAGGCGAUAUCGCCAGUCCUGACCUAGUCAACUACUUACUCACCACCGAAUCGAUCGACACCAUAAUGCACUUUGCAGCUCAAACUCACGUCGAUAACUCCUUCGGCAACAGCUUCGAGUUCACCAAGAACAACAUUUACGGCACCCACGUCCUCCUUGAAGCCUGCAAACUCACCUCCGGUCAGAUCAGACGCUUCAUCCACGUCAGUACUGACGAAGUCUACGGUGAAACAGACCAAGACGCGGUUGUAGGUAACCAUGAAGCCUCUCAACUCCUCCCCACGAAUCCAUACUCCGCUACAAAAGCAGGGGCGGAAAUGCUUGUUAUGGCCUACGCUAGAUCGUAUGGUUUACCUGUAAUCACCACUAGAGGAAACAAUGUAUACGGCCCGAAACAGUUUCCUGAGAAGCUCAUCCCUAAAUUCAUCUUGUUGGCUAUGAAAGGGAAAUCUCUUCCGAUUCAUGGAGAUGGUUCGAAUGUGAGAAGCUUUUUGUACUGUGAAGAUGUGGCAGAAGCGUUUGAGGUGAUUCUUCAUAAGGGUGAAGUUGGUCAUGUUUAUAACGUGGGUACAAAGAAGGAAAGACGGGUGAUUGAUGUUGCUAGAGAUAUCUGUAAGCUGUUUAACAUGGAUCCAGAAACGAGUAUCGAGUUUGUUGAUAACAGAGCUUUUAAUGACCAGAGGUAUUUUCUGGACGAUCAGAAACUGAAUUACUUAGGGUGGACGGAGAUGAUGGGAUGGGAAGAGGGUUUGAAGAAGACGAUGGAAUGGUAUAUCGAUAACCCCGAUUGGUGGGGAGAUGUUUCGGGUGCUUUACUUCCUCAUCCGAGGAUGCUUAUGAUGUCAAGCGGGAUUGAAAGGCAUCUGGACAGGCCUGAGAGUUGUAGCGAUAAUCCUUUGCGAAGUUUCUGA
Messenger RNA from Impatiens glandulifera, 1116 nucleotides. RefSeq names its product trifunctional UDP-glucose 4,6-dehydratase/UDP-4-keto-6-deoxy-D-glucose 3,5-epimerase/UDP-4-keto-L-rhamnose-reductase RHM1-like. The coding region runs from base 1 to 1116 and encodes 371 amino acids. The record is from RefSeq and is a predicted model, not a curated record. Lineage: Eukaryota; Viridiplantae; Streptophyta; Magnoliopsida; Ericales; Balsaminaceae. The transcript has 2 exons. Gene Ontology annotation, molecular function: UDP-glucose 4,6-dehydratase activity; dTDP-glucose 4,6-dehydratase activity; UDP-L-rhamnose synthase activity. Gene Ontology annotation, biological process: auxin export across the plasma membrane; UDP-rhamnose biosynthetic process; flavonol biosynthetic process.